AUGGGGGUUGACCUGUCCACCUACAGGGCCCGGAUAGGCUGCUUCAGGAACCCGGCGUUUGGCCCCCUGUGCUGCUGGCAGUCAUGUUUGCUGGUGUGGAUGGCCAUCUCACAACUCAUGCUGAAGCUUGCAGGGGACGUGGAGGAGAAUCCUGGGCCCAGGCAACAAAAUGCUACCAGGGCUGCAAUAUCGACCAUUGAAGACAGGCUUAUCCGAAAAGAAUGGAAUAUAAUGGGGAAAAGAACUCUAUUGACACUGGACUUGUCUCGUGAAUACCAUAGUUCUCCAACAAGUCUGACUGAACUACCCAAGGAAGUUUUUGAGCUGAAGGAAUUGGAGGCCUUAGAUUUGAGAAACAACAAGAACAUCAAUAUUUCCCAUCAGUUGAUCAAACUUCCCAAUCUAAAAGUGCUCUGUUUAGAUGCAGGAUUCUUUGACACAGUUCCCGCUGCCGUGAUUAAACUUCCGCAGUUAGAAAUGUUGAUCCUCAGUAACAACGAGAACAUCACCCUGCCGGAUGAGAUGUCGGGUCUCACCAACCUCACUGUCCUGGUCUUAGACAGCUGUAACCUGGACACACUACCGCCUGUAGUGCUGAAACUAACAAACCUUCAGGUGCUGGAUCUAAGUGAAAAUAUGCAGCUCUCCCUACCAGAUGAGUUGAACGGACUGAUCAACUUGAAAGUGUUGAGACUACGUGACUGUAACCUGGACACCGUUCCCCUGGCAGUACUGAAACUCCCCCAGCUGGAGGAACUGGACCUCUUCCAGAACAGCGGGAUCCACCUGCCGGAUGGGCUGGCCGGACUCACCAACAUGCGGGUACUGGAACUAGGGCUAACAGGCAUGGAGACAGUUCCCCCGGCAGUCCUGAAACUCCCCCAGCUGGAGGAACUGGACCUCAGCUUGAACAUCGGGAUCCACCUGCCGGAUGGGCUGGCCGGACUCACCAACAUCCGGGUACUGAAACUACAGAUGACAGACAUGACGAUAGUUCCUCCGGUAGUAUGCAGACUUAUACAGUUAGAACGUCUGCACCUGCUCGGUAACCAACUACAGACGUUACCCGCGGAAAUCGGACAGCUCACUAACGUCAAACACAUGGAUCUGUCCUGGUGCAAGCUGCGCACACUCCCACCUGAAGUGUGGGGACUGACACAGUUAGAAUGGCUGGACCUGAGAAGUAACCAACUACAGACGUUACCCGCGGAAAUCGGACAGCUCACUACCCUAUGUCAUAUGGACGUUAGUGACAACCCACUAAUAAAGCCACCAACUGAAGUUUGCCGUCAGGGGAUCGCUGCUGUCAGACAGUACUUUGAUGAACUUGCACGCUCGGAAGAAAGAAUAAGCGCUCAUAUGAAAGUUGUCUUCUUGGGAGAGACAAUGGCAGGAAAAACAAGCCUGGUACGAACGCUAUGCAGUGGCAAGUCCACCCUGACAGAAGAAGAGGACCGCACACACUGUGUAGAGAUAACUAAGUGGGAAACUAAUGACAACAUCACGUUUGAAGUGUACGACUUUGGCGGCCAUGACGUGUACCAUCUCACUCAUCAGUUCUUCCUGACUCCGGAUGCGUUUUACCUGUUAUUAGUGAACCUACAGACAUACAGAUGCAGUGAAGAGAGGUACACGGAAGCGGUGGGGUUCUGGUUGGACACACUGAAUGCCCGCGUACCGGGGGCGGUGGUUUCCAUAGUAGGGAGCAAGAAGGACCUUUGUCGACCGGAAGAAGUAGAAACAAAGACCAAGGACGUUCAAGCAAGGAUCAAACUGCAAAGCGAGAUGUGGGAAAAAGAACAAAGACAAAUACGAACAAUAGACAUAGGCCAGCACCAAAUACGUGGAAAAAUUCUUUUAAAGCCAGGACUGCGUAUUAUCGGUGAUACGCUUGAUCUUUGUGUGUCCGUCAAACCCAAGUCUCGAUUCCUCGAGCUCCUAUCAUGGCAACGUCGUUCUUGGGUAAAAUUUAAUGACUUUUUGUUAGAAACAGCAAAUAAUGAUGAUUUGUUUCCGACAUUGAAAAGAAUCCUACCAAGGACGUGGGUAGAGUUCGAGCAACUGGCCAUAGUUCAACGCCAAUCGUUCAACGAAGCAUCCGAACAGACCAAUGAAACGUACUUUACUGUUAAACUGUCUCCAAAGGAGGAAAUCCAACAGCCCACACAGCACUGGCUGACAAUGACUGACUGUAAAAGGAUGGGGCAACUUGCUGGACUCUCACCAGAAAGACUGGAGCCAGUCCUGUCUUACCUGCAGCAGGUGGGAACCAUCCUCAGGUACACGGACAUACCGGAACUCAAGGACUUCGUCUUCCAUGAUCCUCCCGCCUUGAUCGAGCUUUUCAAAGACCUGUUUCAUCACAACAUAAGCGACCUUUUCUCAACACACAGACUGUCUCAUUUCACGUCUGCCCAGCUCAGUACAUUCCAGUCAGAUCUUUGCGACUGUGGACUGAUCCGGAAAGAAGUGAUGACGUGUUUGUUGCCGCCUAACGUCAAUCCUGACAUCAUCACAGCAUUGAUGCAGCAUUUCGGCCUGUGCUUUGAGGUACAAGCUAAGGACAAUGCAGAUCCAUCCAAACAUACCCACCAGUACAAAAUCCCUUGGUAUUUGCAUAAACAAAUGCCGGAAGAGCUGACGAGUGUCUGGCCAAAAGACGUGCCAAAAGAACAGGAGCAGCUGCAGCUGAUGUGCAACAUCACAGGAUUCUGUCCCCGGGGGCUGUUUCAGAGGUUCAGUGUUCGGAUCCAUACACUUGUUAAAGACAGGAUAGACUGGAAAGAUGGAGUCAUGGCCUACAGACAGGACUACCCCGUUCUCGUGUGUUCCAAACCUGUUGCAGACGACACGUACAUCACCAUAGCAACCAGAGGCAGGUUGGAUCAGGCAGAUGAGAUGUGGGGCGUGGUCCACCCACUGCUGGAGGUGCUGGUCCAGCUGCUGCAGGAGUGGCCAGGUGUGCUGUACUCCCUCCACGUCACCUGUGCGCACUGCAUCAAGGCAGGACUGGACAGGCCGUACCAGCACGAACUGAGGGACCGGACUGCAGAGGAUGGCCGUGACGUCAGGUGUCCCAGGGUCAAGAAGACAGCAUCAACGUCAGCAGACCUUGUGUACAGGCCAGCCAGAUUAUCUGUACGUUACUUCAAACUGGAAAUAUCCCAGGACCACGAUACGCCUGGAAACCCUCCAAAUAAGUUGAAGGAUGUAAAGGAUGAAGUUGUUGGGACAUCGAGAGUUUCAGAUGAACUUGACGUAUUGAAGUGGCUACUAACAGAAGUGAAAGCAAGUCACGACGCGUAUGAGGACAACCGCAACAGACUAGCGUCUCACGUGUCUAAGUUGGGACUAACAUUCCGGGCUGAGGUACCAGGAGAUGGAAACUGUAUGUUUCACGCCAUGUCAGACCAAGUUCUCCGCACCGAGGGGAAGCACAAAGGCCAUCUACAACUUCGUGAAGAGGCAGUCAGGCAUUUGAGAAGGAAUCCACACAAUGCUCAUGGCGACCAUUUUCGCAAUUUCAUUUCUAACCAAAGCUGGGAGGUGUACCUGGAGAACAUGUCACGUGACGGGACGUGGGGAGACCAUGUCAUCCUUCAGGCCAUGGCGGACAUGUUGGUUCGUGACGUCAUCAUCGUCUCAAGUGUAGAGGCGGACAACUACGUCACAACCCUACGACCCCAGACAGGAUCUCCGCCUAGAGCCGCGCGUCCUCUAUUGCUGGGUCACUAUGCUGAGAACCACUAUGCUAGUCUUGACGAGACACAAUCAGGAGGCAAACCUGUGGUGUUGCUGGUCAAUGACGAAUUCGGAACGUCGAAGGGUGGAAUCUCCACUGUUAACGGCCAGCUGAGAGACCUGCUGACUUCUGCCGGAGCGAAGGUCCUCAUCACCGUGUUAAACGCUACGGAGGAGGAACAGCAAGAAGCACUGAAACACGGCACAGACUUGGUCCUACCCAUUUCUCUAAAAGGUGACAAAGGACCACCCGAGUUAAUCUGGCUCACUGAGGACCACGAAUUCCGUUACCCUAACCUUCCACCGGAUAUAAGCGUCAUCGUUGGCCAUGCUGACGUCACCAGCACAGCUGCGAGAAACAUCAGGAAAGGUCGUUUUCCAUCUGCCAAGUUCAUCCUCUUCAAUCAUGUCAUGCCAGAAGACACUGAGCACUACAAGAGCCUGGAGAGGACCAUGAGCAUUGGAGACAAAAUGAAAGCUAUUCGGGAAGACACGGAAGAGGCUGACGUUGUGUUCUCCGUCGGGCAAACAAUGCAUGAUUACUACCAGAACCAGAUCAGGCUCUCACGGCCACACCAUCUGUUCCUGCCGAAGCCAUCCGACAUCUUCAGUCAAAUGGACGUGACGUAUGUCAAAACAAAAACCAAAGUGGUUCUGUGUGUCGGCAGGGUCAAGGGCGUUGAGAAGUUGAAGGGCUACGACCUUGUGGCGAAGGCGAUGGCCAUUGUGAUAGAACGUUGUGGUGCCCUAGAGGAAAGACUAGAUGUAAGAUUGAGAGUCCGCGGCAUCAGCGCUGAGGAUUUCCCAGAGAGCAAACGAAUCAUCCAAGCCAACAUUGAGAAGGGUACGUUCCACUUCACUCCUCUAAAGUACGACACGCAAGAAGAGCUGAGCAAAGACUUCCAAGAAGCUCACCUGGUCCUGAUGCCGUCACGCGCAGAGCCAUUCGGACUGGUCGGUCUCGAGGCCAUCGCUGCGGGCGUCCCGGUUCUAGUUUCCGGCAAAUCGGGACUAGCAGAGUUCCUGCAAAGCAGAGGGGCCGAAUUCAGCCGCCUGAUAGUAGACAUUGACGGCAGCGACGACGUAGUUGCCAAAGAACUAGCGGAACGCAUCAUCAAUAUACUUAAAGGUGGACAGGAGGAGUUCCAGGCCGCAAAACGGUUGAAAGACAAACUGUUGGCGUCAGAAUACUGGAAUGACGCGCACAGGAAGUUCCUGGAAGAAUGUGGCAUUCCGCAGUGACAAUGUCAUUGACACUAGUACUGUAACGUUUCUUUCCUAAUGAUAGUCCGAUUAGCUUUAACUGGCACAGCUUUGACAAUGUAACAAUCUACAUUUCUCAAUGCAUAACUAUUGUCUAAAUCAACACAUAUUAAGUCUUCAUAGGAUUUCCUGCCAAAUCGUGUAAAGUACAACAAUAUUUUGAUCACAUUUCCCAAACUGAAAUAUCUUUGCCUCAGGCAUGUCUGUUCUGGGAGUUUAACCUGGUCGGCCGUAGUUAUGUCAGAGGGGGUGGACACAGCGCUCUGUAGCAUUAAAUGCUCCCUAUGGGAGCAGCUUGUUGAUUCUGUAGCAUGUUGCUUCAUUUUUAUAGCAUGUUGCUACAUUUUUGUCGCAUAAUUCUACAUUUUUGCGCACCAUUUAGAGGCGGUGAAUGCAAAGACGCAUGACAUUCAAAGUAGACGAGCAAAAGAUUAUUUUCAGGUUCAAAGAUGUAAAUAAUCAAUAACUUUCGAAAGAUUUUAUGUUGACGUUGCAGGCAAUAUAGUAUU
This is a messenger RNA of Branchiostoma belcheri (Belcher's lancelet), 5513 nucleotides long. RefSeq names its product malignant fibrous histiocytoma-amplified sequence 1 homolog. Gene Ontology annotation, biological process: apoptotic process; proteolysis. Gene Ontology annotation, cellular component: cytoplasm. The coding region runs from base 1 to 4983 and encodes 1660 amino acids. Lineage: Eukaryota; Metazoa; Chordata; Leptocardii; Amphioxiformes; Branchiostomatidae. Gene Ontology annotation, molecular function: protein binding. The record is from RefSeq and is a predicted model, not a curated record. The transcript is spliced from 6 exons.